AUUUCACAGCUAAUUUAUGAAAAACACUUGCAGGCCAUGAAUAAAUAAAAAUAAUAAUAAUCAAAUUCGUGUGUGUACAUCGAUAGGGCGGGUUUACAUUUGCUGACCAGCAGGAGGUGCUGUAUGACAGCCAUUCCAAGUAUAAUGGACCCUCUUAAGUAUUUUAUGUUUUCCGAAAUUCAAUUCAAUUAAUAAUGCAUUGUGCAAUAUCAUGAACCACUGUCUGUAUUAGCUAAUGUGUAUCGAAAACCGACAAUUCGGCAACCUCGUUUGAUGACUGAACAUGCUGCAGCACACCAUACACUGACUCCAACUCGUCCCAUACUUAAGAAUAUGAUGUAGGUGGUAAUUAAAAAGCAGAGAGCAGCUCUUAAUUUUUCGUGUGAGCGUGAGAGGUCCAAGGACGCUCCAUACAAAAAGUAAAAAUAACGUUAAAUAUGGCGCAUGUGGGGCGUGAGCGACGUGAUGACGUACGUGGUUAACGUCCGACGUCAAUCGGGACGAAGAUGGCGGCGAGCGGCGGCGGCGGCGAGCCUUCUCAGGCUGGGUCCGAUGAUUUAUUUCAAAACUUUUACACGGAGGUGAAGCAGAUCGAGAAAAGAGACUCUGUGUUAACCUCCAAGCAGCAGAUCGAUCGACUGCUCAGGCCUGGCUCGUCCUACUUUAAUCUAAACCCCUUCGAGGUGCUGCAAAUUGAUCCGGAUGCAACAGAUGUCGAAUUGAAGAAAAGGUUCAGAGCGUUAUCCAUUUUGGUCCAUCCAGACAAAAAUCAGGAUGAUGCAGACCGAGCACAGCAAGCAUUUGAAGCGGUGGACAAGGCGUACAAACUCCUUCAAGAUCCAGACCAGAAGAAGAGGGCUUUAGAUGUAAUUCAGGCAGGAAGGGAAUAUGUGGAGCACAUGGUAAAAGAGAAAAAGAAACAGUUAAAGAAGGACGGGAAACCUCAACUCGUGGAAGAGGAUGACCCUGAAGUUUUCAGGCAAGCAGUGUAUAAGCAGACCAUGAAACUAUUUGCAGAGCUUGCCAUUAAGAGAAAGGAACGAGAAGCAAAGGAUAUGCAUGAAAGGAAACGGGCAAGAGAGGAAGAAAUUGAAGCAGCAGAGAAAGCAAAGCGAGACAGAGAAUGGCAGAAAAACUUCGAGGAAACAAGAGAUGGCCGUGUGGACAGUUGGAGGACGUUCCAGGCUAAAGGCAAGAGCAAGGAGAAGAAGAACCGGUCCUUCCUCAAGCCCCCCAAAGUAAAGAUGGAGCAGAGAGAAUGAUGUAAAAAUGGGACUUGAUUAACUUAAAACCUGAUGUUUUCCAUACCGUGUACCCCUUAUACCCCCCCCCCUCAUUCACACGUUCUUGGAUUAUACCUGCCUCAUGUAAGUAAAUAGUACAGCUUCCAUAUCUUAGGAAACAACCAAAUGGUUGGUGACAUUUUUUUUAUAUACAUAAAAUAAAAGUUGGUCUUAAGAAGCCAAUCUUUUUUGUGGUGUCUAUCACUGUAUAUGUCCACAUUGGCAGCUACUUCACGAUGCUGCAUUUAAUGUCAUCUUGCUGCGGUUAUUUUGGCAUUUGUGUUUAAAUAAAUGACAAGCCAUGUAAGUGGAACUUUUUGUCAGCUGGCUCCUUGUUGUCAGUAAAGGGGUCAUUCAGUGGUUCACAUGACGUUGCACUGGUCUCCCCCUGCUGCAGCAGAUGUAGUCACACCUCCAAUCACACCAUCCAGACUGAGGCUCUGGAAGGCUCCAAAGAGAGAAUCCUCCUUUUUCGUUGCUGGUUUUCUGGUCGUGGUUGUUUUCUAUAUGUAGAAGAGAAGAUUAUCAACAACGGACUGAAAUAAAAUGCACACAGCACCAAACGUAAGGAAAUUUGUCUUUUUGGGGGGGUAACAAUGCUACUUGGCAAUUUAUACUGUUGUUGAAAAGCCUAUUAUUGCCAGAUUGUGGCUGUGUAUGGUUAAUCCAACACGCUACUGGGGGUCUUGAUUGUUGAAUUAGCAAUGUUUUCAAACUUCAAUCAAGUAAACAAGAUUCAACAGAUAAAAGCAAAUUUUGCUCUUUCGGUAUUGGCACAGAAGGUUUGCCAAUUUUUUCUUAUUUCUUAGACACAACCCACAAAUGUGGCAUUUAAACAGGCUAACCAAAAGCAAAGAAGCAUUGUUACAACAACGAAAUCUAUAAAAUUCAAAUGUCUUUACUUUUUGUGCUGUUUACAUAAACUACUCAUAAGAAGUUAGGGACGCUUUCAGGUGAACCUAAACAGCACAAUGACUUUAACAGGUCAACUUUAUUUGAGCUUUAAACUUUUGAAUGCACAUCCAUUUUGCACAACUUGCUGUUAUCUUGUGAACAGCAACAUUCACAACAGGUGUUUGAUCCAUGAGUGGCCCGAUACAUUUCCUGCUUCAAUUAGAAUUGGCAUUUAAACACUCACCUAAACAUCCAACAUUGUCAUCUUGUGUAAAACAAAAGACAUCGUAGAUGUUUAAAGUUCUUAGAGGUGCUUUGUGCCAGUCCAAUUCUGCCAUUUACUUGUUUCGCCUAAUGUUGGAAGUAUCUUGCGCAUAUACGGGAUUGGGAAACUUAUCAAUACAUACGGUCAGAACUGUAAGGACAGCACCAAUUCUCAUGCGUGUACACAGGAUUCCACACACAGGCACAGGACUUUAAGACAAAAAUCUGCACAUGUGGGUGUAAAGCUCAGCUAGCACAGUACGCCAUCCAUCCAGACAUUAUCUGAGCCGCUUAUCCUCACAAGGGUUGCGGGAGGGCUGGAGCCUAUCCCAGCCGUCAUCGGGCAGGAGGCGGGGUACACCCUGAACUGGUUGCCAGCCUAUCGCAGGGCACAUACAAACAAACAACCAUUCGCACCUACUGGCAAUUUAGAGUCCACAGUACGGUAAAAACACAAAAUUCCCCGCACAGGUGCAGCACCUAAUUUAAAAAAAGAUAUAUCUACAGUGGUGGGAAAUGCCAGAAAAGAAUUAAAGGUCCCAUUUCGCUUACACUUGUAAACAAUUCCAGGCAUAACAUCAGUCCUACCAAUCAGAGAGGAGUGCAUUUUUGUAUUCAAAUAACAUAAUGUAUUUGGCAUGCAGUACUUCUGUAUUCUCCCGCCCGGAU
Molecule: messenger RNA, 3110 nt
Organism: Phycodurus eques (leafy seadragon)
Lineage: Eukaryota; Metazoa; Chordata; Actinopteri; Syngnathiformes; Syngnathidae
Gene: dnajc8
Product: DnaJ (Hsp40) homolog, subfamily C, member 8
Exons: 9
Coding region: 507-1262 (251 amino acids)
Cellular component (GO): nucleus
Source: RefSeq, a predicted model, not a curated record